CUGUCACAUCCGCCUCCCCUGGAGGAGGCGGAGGAGACGCCAGAGGGUGGGAGGCCCCGACGCAGCGGCGGCCGCUCGUUCCAACUUGCAGGCCCGACGCGUAAUGCGGAGCGCAGGGGCGCCCGGUUGGAGCUCCCAAGCGGGAGCCGGGAAAUCACAGAUCCGGGCCGGACGAGGGCUUGGCGGCUGAGCGGGAGCGACCACAAGCAGAGGGGAACCGAGGACGGACAGCCCACCUGCCGCCCGAAGGGAAGAGACGAGACUCGCCAGCUGCCUUUCGCAGAGCCGGUGCGCGCCCAAGGCGACCGGGGAACCCCGCUGGCAACGCGGAGCAGGGGGGCAGGCGCGGGAUCCGGUGCAGCAAAACUCAUGUGCAGAGAGAGACUUCGAGAUUCUCUAUGCUGGAAUGCAGAGCCCCUCAGUUAUGGCUGUUCUGAGCGGACAUGUGCUAAAGACUUGCUGUAUUUCACUGGAGGCUGACAUAUUUCCUUAACUGGUUGGAUUGCCUGCUUGUGGGACUCCUGUUUUUCCCUGAGUAUUACCCUGUACCCCACAGUCCUUCCCUUUGAUUCCAGCCGCGGCCAUGAAUGGGCUGACAGUUAGUGAACUCUGCUGUCUCUUCUGCUGCCCGCCGUGCCCCAGUCGAAUAGCUGCCAAGCUGGCCUUCCUACCUCCGGACCCAACCUAUACAAUCGUCCCAGAGCCAGAUCCUGCGGGCAGCACCAGCAGCGCCGCCUCCCGGAGUGGCACCAUGGCUCGCUGGAAGCUUCAUUUGACGGACCGGGCUGAUUUCCAGUACACCCAACGAGAACUGGACACCGUUGAGGUGUUCCUUACCAAAAGCAGCCGAGGGAACCGAGUGAGCUGCAUGUACGUCCGCUGCGUACCUGGCGCCAGGUUCACUGUUCUCUUCUCACAUGGCAACGCUGUGGAUCUGGGCCAGAUGUGUAGCUUCUACAUCAGCCUGGGCACCCGGAUUAGCUGCAACAUCUUUUCUUACGACUAUUCGGGCUACGGUGCCAGCACAGGGAAACCGUCAGAGAAGAACCUCUACGCUGAUGUCGACGCAGCCUGGCAGGCCUUACGCACACGAUAUGGGAUCAGCCCCGAGAACAUCAUCCUCUAUGGGCAGAGCAUUGGGACGGUGCCCACAGUGGACCUGGCCUCCCGCUAUGAGUGCGCAGCUGUGAUCUUGCAUUCACCUUUAACUUCGGGCAUGCGCGUGGCCUUCCCAGAAACCAAAAAGACCUACUGCUUUGAUGCUUUCCCAAAUAUAGACAAGGUGUCGCGCAUCACUUCCCCUGUGCUGUUCAUUCAUGGCACCGAAGACGAGGUGAUCGACUUCUCUCACGGCCUGGCCCUUUACGAGCGCUGCCCGAAGGCAGUGGAGCCCCUCUGGGUGGAAGGAGCUGGCCACAACGACAUUGAACUCUACAGCCAGUAUCUGGAGCGCUUACGCAAGUUCAUCUCACAAGAUCUGUCUGGUUAAUGCAGCUCCACCUGUCUGACCCUUCUGGCAAGGACCGCCCACCUUGACUAGGCCUGGGGAAGCAGAGGAAGCAUUUCUGGCUUUCAAAGGAGAAGGCCACUGAUGCUGCAAGCUCCACGUUCCCAUCUGCAAAAUGGGAGCACUUCUAUUCAUCCUUCCUCUAUUGCAGGCUUAGUCUGCGCAGGGCUCUUGAGUCUCCCCUGGUGGUUCUUCCCCAUCGCCAAGGGCCCUUUCCAGCUGUUCUCAUUUCCAGCUGCUGUCCUGGCUGAAGAGGGGCCUGAGACAGAGUCUAAUUGCACCUCCUCGCGGGACUCCAGAGGACUCGAGCGUUGCAGACUGUUCUAAACCAUGAACAUCUCCAUCAGGGCUAUCCUCUUGUGGCCUCCGUCCACCUUCUCACUUCCUUUUUCAGAUCCCGAUUUCUUAACGCUCCGCGUGGUGACCCAUUGAUAGCAAUAAGCCAUAGGCAGGGUGGGGCGGGAGGCAAAGCAUGCUGGCCAAAAACGGCUUGCUUCAGUUUGGCUGUCCAGCCCACUGCAGCCUUUGAAGGACAAUUGAAUUUCAUUCAGAUUUCCAUCCAGGGGUGGGGAUGGAAAAGAACCACCUGGAAUUUUUCACCCAGAAGCCUGCAAAAAGAACUGUUUGUGGAAUGCAGCAAGGCUGUUCUACGUGUCUCGGCAUUUAUUGGGGGGGAGUGGGAGUCAUUUGCCAGCUUCAUCACAACUCCUAGAUACUGUUGUUUUAAUAUUCCAUAUCCUGUGCCCUCCAGAAGUCCCCAGGGAAUGGAUUACACUUAUUCCGGGUAUUCAGGCAAUGGGGAGAGGUCGGGGUGGGAAGUAUGGGAAGAAUUCUCCAUCGAUUCAUUUUGAAAGAGGAAUAAACAAAAAAAAAUGAAAGAUCCACAUGCGUUUCCCACUAAAUGUUUCUGGGAGAAUUGGAUAGGAUGAAUGAGUUGGAAGUUGGUAGAAGUGUGUAGGUCAGGAAAUAGAUAGUCCAAGAAUUCCUGUAAUGGUGCUUCAUUUUUUUUCUUUAGGACAGUGUUUCUCAACUUUGGUGACUUUAAGAUGUGUGGACUUCAAUUCCCAGAAUUCCCCAGCAAGCCAUGCUUCUCUUAUUUUGGGACAGCCUUAACACAAGUGUGAAUUACUAACUCGGUACAAAUUUCCCUGUUAAAUCCUAUUCUCUUUUUCUUUACUGCCUCUCUCUAUAGCCUGAUUUCAAAUAGAAAGCUCCUUAAUGGCUUAAUGCAAUGGCCCCCAAACCUUUUGGGCAUCAGGGAUCGGAUCCAUGGAGAGAAUUUUUUCUGUGGACCAGAAAGGGGUAUAGCUUUGCAUGCUGCCUGCAUCCCAUGGAUGGGGCUUUGCUAGUUUGCGUGGCCCAGUUUCUGCCGUGCCAUAUAUAUAUAUAUAUGAUAUAUAUAUAUAUAUAUAUAUAUCAGUGAUGGAGAAACUUUUCGGCACCAAGUGCCAAAAAGGGACCAUAUGCUUGUCUGGGCCACAACCCGGAAGAGGAGCUGCCCAGGGUGCAUGCACACACCCAAAAAUGAACUUCUAGUUUUUGUUGCGCGCAUGUCUGCUGGCCAGCUAGUUUUUUAGGUUUCUGGCGCACAUGUGCGCAUGAUAAUCAACUGGCCAGCACACAUGCUCAUGCAGGAAAACAGAAGACCAGCUCUUCCAGUUUCCGGCACUGCACCCACGAAAGCCAGCUGAUUGUUGCACAUGCAUGCGCGCCAGAAAUCCCGGAAGAGGAACAGGCGAUGCCGCGCAUGCCAGGCGACAUGGCUCCAUGUGCCACUUUGGGCACCCGUGCCAUAGGUUCACCAUCACGGGUAUAUAUCAUAAACAGGAAAUAAUUGUACUGGCAAAUUAACUUCAAUAAUAAUAAGUCAAUUUUUUUUUGUUGUUUACAUUUAUACCCCGCCCUUCUCCGAAGACUCAGGGCGGCUUACAAUGUAUAAGGCAAUAGUCUCAUUCUAUUUGUAUAUUUUUUACAAAGUCAACUUAUUGCCCCCCCAACAAUCUGGGUCCUCAUUUUACCUACCUUAUAAAGGGUGGAAGGCUGAGUCAACCUUGGGCCGGGCUCGAACCUGCAGUAAUUGCAGGCUUUGUGUUCUAAUAACAGGCUUCUCUAUUGCCUGAGCUAUCCCGGCCCCUUUAUAUUUACUUACCUAACCAAAGAAACAGAAUGAAAAAGAGUGAAUGAAAAAAAUCAGUGGGUGCAGGAGUGACUCCUGAUUUCUUGCUGGCCUCCCCAUUGACAUUGCUUGUGAGAAGAGGGUAGGGAGCAUCAGAUAACACAAUCAAUUGACAGUAGAGACACUGCAAC
This is a messenger RNA of Ahaetulla prasina, 3814 nucleotides long. RefSeq names its product abhydrolase domain containing 17A, depalmitoylase (gene ABHD17A). The coding region runs from base 584 to 1489 and encodes 301 amino acids. Lineage: Eukaryota; Metazoa; Chordata; Lepidosauria; Squamata; Colubridae. The record is from RefSeq and is a predicted model, not a curated record. Gene Ontology annotation, cellular component: plasma membrane; endosome membrane. The transcript is spliced from 5 exons. Gene Ontology annotation, molecular function: palmitoyl-(protein) hydrolase activity. Gene Ontology annotation, biological process: protein depalmitoylation.